AGUUGAGAACCCCUUUCCUCUCGCGAUCUACAUAAGUCCCGAAAACCGACUCAGGAUGUGGCUUCUUAAAAUCUUAAUCGUUUUCCUCGUUACAGGCAGUGUAUAUGCCGCGCCAAAUUGUCCUCUCUACGGCUUGGGAUAUCCCAAGCCAAGCCACCUCCUUACGCAACCGGGCAUCAAGACAGCAGCAAGCUCGUUAGACUCGGUGUUUUCUCAGUACAUCGACAAGGAUAGUGGGACUGGGUCGGAGCGGUUUUCCUAUUCGGUCGAGGUCUUCUCGGCCGACGAAGAACAGCCGUUAUGGUCACACCAUUGGACCGCGCCUAACCUGGCGGCACUCAGCUCGACUGGUGUUAGGAGAGUAGAUGGAAACACUGUCUACCGCCUAGGAAGCGUGACCAAGGUAUUUACUGUGUUGACAUUUCUGGCAGAAGUCGGUGACGCCGUGUGGAACGAGCCCAUCACGAAGUAUAUUCCGGAAAUCGCGGCCAUGGCUGCUACCGGCGAUGAUCUAUCGCAUUCUAUAUUCACGCCCGAUUGGAAUUCCAUCACCAUUGGAUCUCUAGCAAGUCAAAUGUCUGGUCUUAGCCGAGACUACGCACUGCUCGGCGAACUCACUCAGGGGUCGAAUGUAACUCAAGCCGCUACCAUCGGAUUCCCGGUUAUAAGUGAGACCGAGAUACCACCUUGUGGAAACCGGCCUGUUUGCAGCCGAUCACAGUUUUUUAAAGGUCUUGAAAGGCUGCCUCCAUCAUUCUCGCCGUUUGUCACUCCAGCCUACUCAGACAUCGGGUUCACACUUCUCGGGUAUGCCCUAGAGAAAAUGACGGGGAAGCCGUUCAGUAAAAUGGUCCAGGAUAAAGUCAUCAAACCCCUAGGGUUAAGCCGUACAUUCUACUCGGCUCCCAAAAACUCGCUCGGGAUCAUUCCAGGUGAACCGUAUGUAACUGGCUGGGCCUUCGACAUGCAGAAUGAAUCUCCUACCGGAAAUAUGUACUCAUCGUCCUCGGAUUUGUCUCGAGUUGGUCGCGCUAUUAUACAAUCCAAACUCCUACCUCCUGCAAUGACGAGACGAUGGCUUAAACCCGUGACCUUCAGCUCAGAUCCUAGAUCGGGUGUCGGGAUUCCCUGGGGUGUCCGACAACUUCCCCUCCUUAAAGGGGCCGACUCACCUUACCAGUUUGCGACUACGUUUAAUAAACUAGGGAACCUAGGCAAGUACAGCGCUUUGCUGGCCGUCAUUCCCGGCUUUGACAUCGGAUUCUCCGUUCUCGCCGCCGGCGAUUCGCCCCCCAGCCUCCUCACGGACAUCGCGGACACGCUAUCAGAUACAUACCUCCCGACUCUGGUCAACAUCGCGGGCACCCAAGCUAGCAAUACGUACUGCGGGGUAUAUAAAAGCUCGGAUCCGGCGGUAAACUCGUCUCUGAGUAUUGUGCUCGACGCCGGUCCCGGACUGGCCCUGGCUUCGUGGAUCAGCAACGGAACGAACUUGUUGUGGUACUCGGUAGCUAUGAGCCGCAACGUGACGGAGUCCUACUGGGAUAAGAUCAGGCCCAGCGUCCGGCUCUAUCCUACGGGGCUGUGGGACGCAACAGCAGACGGCGGGAAACGAGUUGCGUUCAAGGCCGUGUUCGAGGACCUGAGCUUGCCCAAUACCACGAAGCCGUUCACGACGGACUGCUCGACUUGGGUCAGCGUUGCCGGUAUCAUGUACGGCUCGAAGCCGCUGGACUUGUUCAUCUUCAAUUUCAACGCGGCCGGUAGCGUGACAAGUGUUGAGAACGCUGCGCUGAGAAAUAGGCUGGGCAGGGUGGAGGCUUGAUGCCUCUUGUGUGAUCGGAAUACCUAAGCUGCGAUGUAAUAGAGCGAACAUAGAGACGGGAUGAAGACACGCCAUCGGAAAGCGUAACGAGCCUCGAAGGUUUCCCGCAACGCUGGCCUUUCUAUGUGAUCUCAUUCGCGGCGACCCUACUUCGACAGAAUUGCUAUUAGCAUACCCGUAGAUAAAAAUCUGAACGUAUAUUACAGGCGCUGCC
Molecule: messenger RNA, 2039 nt
Organism: Durotheca rogersii
Lineage: Eukaryota; Fungi; Ascomycota; Sordariomycetes; Xylariales; Xylariaceae
Product: beta-lactamase/transpeptidase-like protein
Exons: 5
Coding region: 56-1825 (589 amino acids)
Source: RefSeq, a predicted model, not a curated record